Colletotrichum higginsianum IMI 349063 is the source of this 1680-nucleotide messenger RNA. Its product is annotated as Major facilitator superfamily transporter. The transcript is spliced from 7 exons. The record is from RefSeq and is a predicted model, not a curated record. Lineage: Eukaryota; Fungi; Ascomycota; Sordariomycetes; Glomerellales; Glomerellaceae. The coding region runs from base 1 to 1680 and encodes 559 amino acids. Gene Ontology annotation, biological process: transmembrane transport. Gene Ontology annotation, molecular function: transmembrane transporter activity.
AUGGCCCCCACAAUCGUCGCCCCCGCGGGCGGAGAUGGCCUCCCACCCGGCACCACCAAGCUCAUCGACCAAGACGGCUCCAUCGUCGGCAAACACGCCUCCGGGUCCGAUGAAUCUGACAUUGUGCUUAUUCCUCGCGCAUCAGACGAUCCAGAGGACCCGCUCAACUGGACGAAGAAGCGAAAAUGGUUGGCGACAUCGUGUGUUCUUGUCUACACCAUCAUGAUCGCGAUUCCGAGUAGCGCGGUCUACUCUGUCGUGACGCCUAUCAGAACAGCAACUGGCUUGUCCUUGUCGGAUAUAAAUAACGGGACAGGUAUCAUGUUUUUGUUCUAUGGCUGGGGUUGCUUGAUCUGGCAACCGUUCGCGCUGCAAUAUGGCAAACGGCCGGCAUACCUUGCGUCUCUCCUCGCCAAUAUCGCUAUCCUUGCCACUGCUCCGAUGUGCACGAAAAAGCACACGUACCUGGCCAAUCGAAUCCUGCUUGGGCUUUUCGGAGCGCCGGUUGAGUCGCUAUGCGAGAUAUCGAUCACCGAUAUUUGGUUCGCGCACCAGCGCCCAAAGUACCUUGCGCUCUACGGAUGGGGCCUAUCCAUGACAGGCAAGCUUGCUCCAAUGCUGUCAGGUUUCAUCAACGUUGGCAUGGGCUGGGAGUGGACUCUAUGGUGGUGUGCCAUCUUCAACGGUAUUGCAUUUGUCUAUUGCUUCCUUUUCAUGGAGGAGACCAACUACGACAGACCUGCAAGGCCGGUGGGAGACAACACAGCAUUGAUGUCCGAGAACGGGGCUACUGAUCAGCAGCAGGGAGGCGAUGAUGCAGACGAGAAAAUGUCCGAUAAAGCCGGCGACAGCAAUUCCGCAAAUGAUGCCAAGGCAUUCGAUAGCGAGACCGGGCAGGUCUUUUUCCCCCGCAAGACAUACAUUCAAAAGCUUGGUAUCAAGGACAAGCCUAGGCCCAAUCGCAUGUUGGACAUCGCGCUUGGCGGCCUCCGGGGCUUCACAUACCCUUCGGUUGUGUACGCUGGUUUGAUGUACGGUGCGAACAACUUGGUCUGGUCUGGUGUGCAGAACGCUACUGCUGGUACAGUCUACACCACAAUGUACGGCUUCUCGACAGCCGGUGUAGCUGCCGCAUACUUAGGUGGUCUGCUUGGCACUAUGGUCGGGGGCUACUACUGUGGCAAAGUCGGUCGACUGCUCACCAUCAAACUCGCCCGCCGCAACGGCGGCAUAUCAGAGUCUGAGCACUCUUUGUGGCUCUUCUCGGCGUCCAUGUUCCUGGUUCCGUUCAGCAUGCUUCUCUACGGGCUCGGCGUGACGUAUCAUAUUCACUGGAUGGGUCUCGUCAUUUCCCAAUUCACCCUUGCCAUCAACAAUGCACUCGCCGUAUCUGGCUCCCUCGGCUACGCCAUUGCCUCGUAUCCCCAGCUGAGCGGUGACAUGAUCACCACCUGCGUCAUCAUCCGCAACACGAUGUCUUUUGCAAUAAACUACAGCAUCACCCCCUGGCUAAAUCAAAUGGGUUACAGAGACACCUACAUCAUUGUUGCAGCCAUUGGCUUUGUGUGGAAUGCGAGCAUAUUCGUCGUGACAAAGUACGGUAGAAGCAUCAGGGAGAAGAGCGCCGCGCGAUAUUGGAAACAAGUUGCUCAGGCCCAUUCCAAGGGCUUAAGUCAUUAA